AUGCGGACGUACGUCGAGCGCGAUCUCACCGCGGAAGAGCGCGUGGAGGUGAUGCGUCGACCGCGGGUGGACUUUACGAGCAUCCUGGACACGGUGAAGCCGAUCGUGGAGGCGGUGGGAACGCGCGGGGACGCGGCGGUGCGCGAGUACACGAGCAAGUUCGACGGCGUCGAUUUGGAAGCGGUGACGGUGCGCGUGGAUGAAUUGCCCGAUCCCGUGCUGGAUGAUGAUGUGAAGAAGGCGUUUGACGUGGCGUACGACAAUAUCGCGGCGUUUCACGCGGCGCAGGCGAAGAGCGGGGACGUGGACGUGACGACGAUGCCAGGGGUGCGCUGUCGACGCGUGUCGAGACCGAUCGGAGCGGUCGGACUGUACGUCCCGGGCGGCACCGCGGUGUUACCGAGCACGGCGCUCAUGCUCGCGGUGCCGGCGAAGAUUGCCGGGUGCGAACGCGUCGUGCUCGCGACGCCGCCGCGCAAGGAUGGUUCCAUCGUUCCGGAGGUGCUGUACGUGGCGAAAAAGGCGGGGGUGACGCACAUUCUCAAGGCUGGCGGCGCGCAAGCGAUCGCGGCGAUGGGAUUCGGCACGGAAACGUGCCCGAAGGUGGAUAAGCUCUUCGGUCCGGGGAAUCAGUUUGUGACGGCGGCGAAGAUGUCGCUGCAAAACUCAGACGCGAUGGUUUCCAUCGACAUGCCCGCGGGCCCGAGUGAGGUGCUCGUCAUCGCGGAUAAAGACGCCCCCGCCGCCCACGUCGCCGCCGAUCUCUUGUCUCAAGCCGAGCACGGGCCGGACAGCCAGGUGGUUUUGGUGACGUUCCCGGACGUGGAUUUGAAGGCUAUCACGGACGCCGUGGCGGACCAAGCGAGCAAGCUCCCGCGCGCCGAAAUCACCGCCAAGGCGCUCGGCCACUCCUACGCCGUCGUCGUUGACGACAUGGCGGCCGCGUGCGAUUUUAGCAAUCGAUACGCUCCCGAGCACUUGAUCGUAAACGUCGAAAAUGCGGAAUCAUGGUUACCGCAGUUAGACAACGCCGGUUCCAUCUUCCUCGGGCGCUGGACCCCAGAAUCCGUGGGCGAUUACGCCAGCGGCACCAACCACGUUUUACCCACCUAUGGCUACUCUCGCAUGUACUCCGGCGUAUCCUUGGACUCUUUCGUUAAGUACAUGACGGUUCAAGAGCUCACCAAGGAAGGUUUAGACGCGCUCGGUCCUCACGUCGCCAGGAUGGCGGCGGUCGAAGGUUUGGACGCGCACAGAUCCGCCGUGACUUUACGCUUAGGCAUCGACUAG
Molecule: messenger RNA, 1290 nt
Organism: Ostreococcus lucimarinus CCE9901
Lineage: Eukaryota; Viridiplantae; Chlorophyta; Mamiellophyceae; Mamiellales; Bathycoccaceae
Exons: 1
Coding region: 1-1290 (429 amino acids)
Biological process (GO): L-histidine biosynthetic process
Cellular component (GO): cytoplasm; chloroplast stroma
Molecular function (GO): metal ion binding; histidinol dehydrogenase activity; NAD binding
Source: RefSeq, a predicted model, not a curated record